AUGUACCUCAACAAUAAACUUACUGAAAUUCGCGGCGUUCUUCUAUUUGAUAGCGAAACAACUGUAAAAGUUAGUGGGAACAGAGGAGCGCGAGGCUACAAAGUUAUUUUUUCUAAUGCUUACCGCAUUUUCGAAGUUAAUUUUAAGGAUUUAUACAAUUCCAACCAGUUUUAUAAGGAACUUUCCAUUCUGCUUGACAAGUCUCCAUGGACCAAUCGUAACCCAUAUUGCUCUUUUGCACCAGUUAGACCGCUCAAUCUGGUCAAAUGGUUUGUUGACGGUGAGGAGUACUUUGAAGCCAUUGCAGUCGCCUUAUCGGCCGCGAGGAAUGAAAUUUUUAUUGGAGACUGGUUUCUUUCUCCCCAAGUCUAUUUAAAACGUCCGCCGCGUAACCAUGAAGGUUAUAGGUUAGACCGAAUUUUGGCGCGUAAAGCCGAAGGAGGGGUCAAAGUUCAUGUGUUGCUGUAUAAAAAUGUGGAGCUUGCGCUCACUAUUGACAGUUUAUAUUCUAAAGAAACACUAAAAGCAUUGCAUCCCAACAUUUCUGUUUUGCGAAGUCCGGAUCAUCCACCUGAUGGUGUCUGGCUGUGGGCCCAUCAUGAAAAAAUAUGCGUGGUCGACCAAAGCAUUGCUUUCAUUGGUGGGAUGGAUCUCUGCUUUGGAAGAUACGAUACGCAUGAGCAUGGGCUCACUGACUUGUACCAGCCAAUGUCGAACGAGGAGGAAGAGUCGUUGUUUUCAAAUCUUAUAAUAAAAAUCAUUAAAAUUACGGAGCUGCCUCCUUUGCAAAUCAGUUCUCGAAAGAAGUCCUUUAAUUUUGGAAAAUUUAAUUCCUCGGAGAUGGCUAAAAAAGAAAAAAAAGAGCGAGUCCGAGGAAACUGGGAACUGCUACGGAAGCGAGUGAUGAGUAAAAGAUACUCUCCUACUCGGUAUUGUGACAACAACGACGUUGUUCAACUUUCCCAGCACCAAAAGCAAGACCCACGUGGCUCUUUUUCUAAGAAAAUGUCUCUUUUGCACAGCCGUUCUUUCUCUUCCGGGCCUCUUCCUUCUAGUGGAAAGGUGAACACCAAUCAGCCUUCCUGGGGGUUAUCAAAGAACUCGAAAGCGCCGAAAACGCGUCACACCCCCUCUUCUGCCGCUCCAAAAAGUUCACGAAGUUCGGAUAAAAUCGAAAAAACCGCACAAGAAUCUUCAAGUUCCGAACUAAACCGCUCAGAAAGACAACAAACGUUUAAACAUCGAAGGCACCAAUCACAUCCCAUUAGGCCAUCAAUGGCACAAAGCGUGAGAAAGUCGUUGUUUUCGGAAACUUUAAUGCAUGGCUUCAAAAAAAAUAGUGAAUCUUGCAGAGAUACAGAACACACGAUUUCUUCUUAUGACUAUUCCAACCUGCUUAUCGAAGCAAAACUUAAUAUCCUCUGCGGCUCUUUCGAGGAACACACGCAUUUUACUUAUGCCCGCACCGUUAACUUGUUACAUUUAAGUUUCAUGAUUAAACUUGAUAAAGGAGUGAAAGAGCUCUUAUUUGUUAUUUCUGUUUCCGACCCCAAUAUCAAAAGCUUAACCUGUAAAGGAAUUAUAACUAUUGAAGACUUACAGGAAACUGAGAAGCCAUUGAAAUCGGAAGUGAAGCUUUUAAAAGGCGAGGACGAGCAGUUUGUUGAGUCCGACUCCGUACUUCACAUUGAAUACAUGUAUUAUAAAAGAAUGAAGCCUUUAGUUAAGCCCUCUCCUACUUGGAUCGGUAAGGACUAUAGCAAUCCGCUCAUACGGGACUUCUAUGACCUAAGCAAGUGGGACAUGGACAGUCUCGACCGUUGGACUCAGCCUCGCUUGCCCUGGCAUGAUCUUGCUAUUUGUUUGAUUGGUCAAAGUUCACGUGACAUUGCUCGCCAUUUCAUUCAAAGAUAUAACCACGUGAAAACUCAGAAAUACAAGUAUGAUGAAGCCGUGCCUUACUUGCUGCCGAAGUUAGACUUUGCGGUAGAGAGCGCGGCGUCCUUGCUUGAGGGCAUUCCUGCGAUACGCUCUGAUUUUCCUAUAAAAAACUUUACUUGUGCUACUGUCCAAGUUCUUCGAUCGUGCGGGCCUUGGUCAUGCGGCAUCGACACCGAAAAAUCUAUACAAAGCGCUUAUCUUCGCUUAAUUGAACACGCGAAGCACUUUAUAUACAUUGAAAACCAGUUCUUCAUAUCCUGCGGAGGUGACGUUCAAAACCUCGUGGCUAAUGCAAUUGUUGAACGCGUGAAAAGAGCAGCAGAAAACAAUGAGCGCUUCCGUGUUUUUAUACUGCUUCCUCUUAUACCUGCUUUCGAAGGAGAAAUUGGUAUGGGGACUGCCUCCACUACCAUUAUAAUGCACUGGCAAUACGCGUCUCUUACACGUGGCAAAUCUUCUCUGAUGGGCAGGCUUGACGCUCUUGUGGGAGACUCUUCCAAGUACAUCGCCGUCAACUGUCUGAGGCGCUGGGACGUCCUCUACGACGCUCUUAUAGAAAACCAAAUAUACAUUCACAGCAAACUCAUGAUUGUAGACGACGAGAAGGCCAUUUGCGGUUCUGCUAAUAUUAAUGACAGAAGUUUAUUGGGGAAUCGCGACAGUGAAAUAGCCGCAAUAAUUGAAGAUAAUGAAUUAGUAGAAAUCAAACUUAAUGGUAAACUUGUCAAAGUGGGAAAGUCCAUUCAUGCCCUCAGAAUGAAACUUUUUGCGGAACAUUUGGGUUUUUCGGACGACGUAUGCAUUGAUUGCGUUAGCGAUGAUUUUUAUAACAUUUGGAAUAAAAUUUCAGGAGAAAACACCACGAUAUACGAUAACGUAUUCCGCUCUAUUCCUAAUAAUCAUAUAAAAACGUGGACGGACCUGGAGCUCUGGAGAAGAAAUUCUCACCCUCCUUCUAUAUCCGAUAAGAAUUCCGCUAGGAAACAACUGGAAAAGAUUCGCGGGAAUUUAGUCGACUUCCCUAAAUCCUUUUUAGAAAAAGAAAACUUGCUUCCCCGACCCGACUCGGCUGAGUACUAUCUUCCGGUGAGGACCUUUACUUAA
Zophobas morio is the source of this 3045-nucleotide messenger RNA. Its product is annotated as phospholipase D2-like. The transcript is spliced from 37 exons. Gene Ontology annotation, biological process: intracellular signal transduction; phospholipid catabolic process; phosphatidic acid biosynthetic process. Gene Ontology annotation, molecular function: D-type glycerophospholipase activity. Lineage: Eukaryota; Metazoa; Arthropoda; Insecta; Coleoptera; Tenebrionidae. Gene Ontology annotation, cellular component: intracellular membrane-bounded organelle. Bases 1 to 3045 code for a protein of 1014 amino acids. The record is from RefSeq and is a predicted model, not a curated record.